Messenger RNA from Pleurotus ostreatus (oyster mushroom), 1779 nucleotides. RefSeq lists its product as uncharacterized. NCBI's taxonomy places the organism in Eukaryota, Fungi, Basidiomycota, Agaricomycetes, Agaricales, Pleurotaceae. Gene Ontology annotation, molecular function: oxidoreductase activity; FAD binding. The record is from RefSeq and is a predicted model, not a curated record. The transcript has 7 exons. The coding region runs from base 1 to 1779 and encodes 592 amino acids.
AUGUGGCAGAAGGCCUGGUCAACUGCGAUAGAUGCCGCUCUCCUCCUUUCUGGUGCCAUAGUUGGAACGGAUAUACCCCAGUGUAGACUCCUGCCCGGCGACGUAGCGUGGCCGAGUACAGAUGCUUGGUCGACAUUGAAUAACUCUAUUGAUGGUCGCCUCAUCAAGCCUAUUCCCAUCGGGGCCCCAUGCCACCACCCCAAUUACGACGCAGAGCAAUGCGAGAUUGUCCGCAAAAAUUGGCGUCAACCAGCCUUCCAUGAACUCCAUCCGUCCUCUAUUAUGGAUCCUAUUUUCCUGAAUAAAACGUGUGAUCCCUUCACCGAUCCGUCUAUCCCAUGUAGUAGGGGUCCAUACGUGGAGUACACUGUCAAUGUCACCAAACCAGAACAUGUCAUCAAGACUCUGAAAUUCGUCGAAGAACACAAUCUUCGCUUCGUAAUCAAGAACACAGGCCAUGACUACAUGGGUAGGUCAACUGGAGCCGGCGCCGUGUCCGUUUGGAUGCAUCACCUCAAGGGUAUAACAAUAAUCGAUAAUUACGACUCUCCGUCUAGCUCGUAUAAGGGUGCAGCCGUCAAAGUCAGCGCCGGAGUAACCGGAGAAGAACUUGUCGGUGUAGUCGAUAAGCAUGGUCUUGCUAUUGUCAGUGGUGAAUGUCCAACGGUUGGCUUCGCCGGCGGAUACAUCCAAGGCGGAGGUCACUCUGUGCUUAGUUCGAGAUACGGCAUGGGGGCAGAUCAGGUACUAUCAUACGAGGUCAUCACCCCUGGAGGCAAGUUCGUGACCGCGUCUCCUACCGAGAACGAAGAUCUUUAUUGGGCUUUAAGCGGCGGGGGAGGUGGAACGUACGGAAUCCUUUGGUCUGUCACCAUCAAAGCGUACCCAGAUGUUCCCGUCACCAUCGCAUCUCUAGCAUUCGCCACCCAGGGUAUCUCACAAGACACCUUCUGGAAAGCCAUCGCCGCUUACCAACACAAUACUCCUCGCCUCACUGACGCGAAGGUUUUCUCCUUCGCUGUCUACUCUCUUGCCGGAUUCAGUCUCGACCCCGUCUUCGCCCCAGGCCUCACUGUUGACGAAGUCAACGCGCUCUUGAAGCCAUUCAUUGAUGACCUCAACGAACUUGGCAUCCAAUACAUGCACUCUGUCAGCAACCAUCCCGGAUAUCUUGCUGCUUUUUCGAGCGUCCCCGCCUUCCAAGGCGCAGAAAUCGCCAACUUCCAGAUUGGUAACAGGUUGUUACCCCGGCGGUUGUGGGAGGACGAAUCGAGCUUCGAAGAUUUGAUGAAUACGUUGAAGUCCAUCGCAAAUCAAGGUGGUGCUUUGCUGGACAUUGCUGUGAGACCGACGCUGGAGGUAGCUGGGUACCCGGAUAAUGCUAUCCUCCCGGCAUGGAGGAACGCUGAGCGUACUAUGGGUGUCAUUACAAUGUUGGAUGAUCACCAAAGUUUGGAAAGCAUCUUUAACGAUCAGCACAAGGUCACACAUGAAUUUGCCGAAGCUCUACGCAGACUUGCCCCCGAGGCGGGCUCCUAUCUGAACGAGGCUUCUCCAAUCGAACCCAACGUCAAGCACGCGUUUUACGGCGCCAAUUAUGAUCGUCUUCUACAGAUCAAGGAUAAGUACGAUCCUCAUCAACUGCUGUAUGGAUCUAUCUCAGUGGGCGGAGACCGUUGGGAAGAGACAGCCGAAGGGCGACUGUGCAGGAGAGAUACUUCCGGUGGCAUGAUUAUUCAAUUCAGGCGUUACUUAGAGUCGAUGAAAGGGGAACUAUGA